AUGAGAUUCUUUUCCGACAACGCGGCGUCAUUCCGAAGAGCGGCAAAAGAAAUCAAGUGGCUAUUCGAUCUUGCGAGAUCAGAGGAAACUCGAGAAUUUCUGUCGAAGAGCAGAAUAACGUGGGAAUUUAACACCGAGAGAGCGCCGUGGCGUGGAGGCUUCUACGAAAGGCUUUUCCGAAUGAUCAAACAACCGCUGAGGAAAAUUUCGGGGAGAAAUUUACCAUCAUUCAGAGAACUAGAAACAGUCCUCACGGACAUAGAGAAAAUGGUAAACGAUAGACCACUGACUCAUAUAGGCAACGAUCCGAAUGAGGUGCUGCCCCUCAGACCAUCGGAUCUGCUAUAUGGAGUCCAGGCGAGACGAGCGUUACCAGAGACGAUGGAAAUCAUCAAUAGCGCGGAGCAUGCUACGGCAGAAGCAUUGACGACCAGAUGGAAACAUCAGCAAAAUAUUAUGAAUGAUUCCUGGAAACGAUUCCGAAAGGAAUACAUUCAGCAUUUGCGAACAGCGCACAUGAGCAAACCGGUCAGGGUACGUCCCAUUAAAAUCGGAGACGUAGUCCUCUUAGAUGAUCCGGCAGCUUCGCGAAGCUAUUGGCCAAUGGGGAGAGUAACGGAGUUUUCUGGCCGGGAGGGGCCGGAUGGAAAGCGAAGGACCUGCAUGGUCAGGUUACCAUCCGGAAAGUCUCUGCGGAGGCCCAUCCAACUAUUAUACCCACUCGAUAUAGCCCUGUGGCGGGCGCCGCACAUUUCCAUAUUAUUACGCGAAGACGACGAAGCAAUAAAUUCAUUCAGUCCGUAG
Molecule: messenger RNA, 804 nt
Organism: Galendromus occidentalis (western predatory mite)
Lineage: Eukaryota; Metazoa; Arthropoda; Arachnida; Mesostigmata; Phytoseiidae
Exons: 1
Coding region: 1-804 (267 amino acids)
Biological process (GO): DNA integration
Molecular function (GO): nucleic acid binding
Source: RefSeq, a predicted model, not a curated record